Molecule: messenger RNA, 906 nt
Organism: Dovyalis caffra
Lineage: Eukaryota; Viridiplantae; Streptophyta; Magnoliopsida; Malpighiales; Salicaceae
Source: the annotation of a GenBank genome assembly
AUGGAUGAGGUAGUGGAGGCAGUGGAGAAGGCGAAGAAAGAAUGGGAAGAGACCUAUUCUAAAGCACAAGAACACAUCAAAGCAAUUCAAGACUACGAUGUCAAAUCUUCUUCUUCUGCUGCUUCUCUUCCGAGAUUGAAUGGAUUAGCACAAGAUUGUUUAGCUUUGCUUCAAUCCUUACAGUUCCAGCUCGAUCUCCUUGCUCCUCAAUUGCCUACCCAUGAUCAAGUCAAAUCCGCUCUCCAAUUGCUUGAUUCCUGGAAACAACUUUACCAAGAUUUGCGUGUGAGUUUGAGAAAUGCUAAUUUGGAAGCCAAGGCUAACAUGAGAAAAGCUGCUCAACAAGAGAGAGAGCUUCUUCUAGGAGGUGGAGAAGAGUCCACGAUUCGCAGGCGAAAUUUGCAGACGAAGGCAGGGAUGACGUCCGCUGCAGAAAGCAUCACAGAGAGCCUUCGCCGUACUCGUCAGCUAAUGGUUCAGGAGGUUGAAAGAAGUACUAGCACUCUCAUGACUUUUGAGGAAUCAACAACGGUGUUAAGGAAGGCUGAAACAGAAUAUAAGGGCCAUCGCUCAUUGUUAUCGCGAACUCGUAAUCUUCUCUCUACAAUGCAACGUCAGGAUGUUCUUGACAGGGUGAUACUGGCAAUAGGAUUUUUCUUGUUCUCCUGUGCUGUUCUUUAUGUUGUUUCCAAGCGCAUUGGCAUACUUGCAUUGCAGAGAAAGGUUACCGCUGCCUUAAAAGCUGGAAAUGGUGUACCCAGAGCUGUUGAAGAUGUUAUACCUAGAGCUGUUGAAGAUGGUAUACCCAAAGGUGUUGAAGAUGGUAUUAAUGUUGCUCAGGUCUUAGACAAUGAAGUUCCCAAAGUGGAAGUACCAGUAGAACAAGCCAUGCGCGAAGAACUUUAA